Messenger RNA from Cucurbita moschata (crookneck pumpkin), 2034 nucleotides. RefSeq names its product lecithin-cholesterol acyltransferase-like 4. Lineage: Eukaryota; Viridiplantae; Streptophyta; Magnoliopsida; Cucurbitales; Cucurbitaceae. Gene Ontology annotation, biological process: lipid metabolic process. Gene Ontology annotation, molecular function: glycerophospholipase activity. The record is from RefSeq and is a predicted model, not a curated record. The transcript has 11 exons. The coding region runs from base 240 to 1853 and encodes 537 amino acids.
GAGCCGUGGAGGACAUCGACCGACGACUUCGAUUCAAUCAUUUGCAAAUCCGGACAAACCUCCGCCUCUUUCCUUCAGAUUUCUGGUUGCCACGCUUCAGACAUUUCCAAAUCCUUAUCCGAUCCUCUUUAUUCUGCUCGCCGUCGCCGUCGCCGUCUUCUUCUUCUUCUUUCUUCUCCGAUUUGGGGUUCGUUGACCAGCUUUCUGCCUGCGAAUUGACCUUCUUUGGUUUGAUUGGUAUGGCUGUGCUCUUGGAGGAGAUAGUGAAGUCGGUGGAGUUGUGGUUGAAGCUGAUCAAGAAGCCCGAGACGUACGUCGAUCCGAAUCUCGAUCCUGUUCUUUUGGUUCCGGGAGUUGCUGGUUCGAUCUUGAACGCGGUUCAUGAGGAUACGGGCAAAGAGGAGCGAGUUUGGGUCAGGAUAUUAGGGGCUGAUGCUAAAUUCCGAACCGACCUCUGGUCUUUUUACGAUCCUUCUUCUGGUGAGACUGUAUGUUUUGAUCCAAAGGUCAAAAUCAAAGUUCCUGAUGAGAGAAACGGAUUGUAUGCAAUCGAUACGUUGGACCCUGACAUGAUCAUUGGAUGCGAUUCUGUUUACUAUUUCCAUGACAUGAUUGUCGAAAUGACCAAGUGGGGUUUUCAAGAAGGAAAAACGCUUUUUGGGUUCGGAUAUGAUUUUCGUCAAAGUAACAGGUUGCCAGAAACGUUGGAUCUCUUAGCUGCGAAACUGGAAGCAGUAUAUAAUGCUUCAGGAGGGAAAAAGAUUAAUCUUAUUAGUCAUUCAAUGGGCGGUCUUUUAGUGAAAUGCUUCAUGAGCCUGCGCAGCGACAUUUUUGAGAAGUAUGUGCAGAAUUGGAUUGCAAUUGCUGCUCCAUUCCAGGGUGCACCUGGAUAUGUUACAUCUACCUUUGUGAGUGGAAUGUCAUUCGUUAAUGGAUGGAGAGAGAACUUCUUCAUAUCAAAGUGGAGCAUGCACCAACUGCUUAUUGAGUGCCCAUCCAUUUAUGAACUAAUGGGCUCUCCGGACUUUGAUUGGCAACACAUUCCUCUACUCGAAGUCUGGAGAGAGAAACUUGACGCGGAUGGAAACGCUCACAAGAUGUUGGAAUCGUACUCGCUUAAAGAAAGUGUCGAAAUACUGACAGAAUCUCUUUCGACAAACAUGAUUCUUCAUGAUGGAAUGGAUAUUCCUCUGCCAUUUAAUUUGGAGAUCUUGAAAUGGGCGAACGAGACGAGGGAAAUUCUAAAGAACGCUAAACUACCUCCUCAGGUCAAGUUUUACAAUAUAUAUGCAACAGGUCUCGAGACGCCGCAUACCGUUUGCUAUGGAGAUGCAGAAAAUCCUGUUGCUGAUUUACAAAAACUGCGAUACAUUGAGCCGAAGUAUGUUUACGUCGAUGGUGAUGGGACAGUUCCCGUGGAAUCGGCAAUGGCCGAUGGACUUGAUGCAGUAGCGAGGAUUGGGGUCCCUGGUGAGCACCAGCGCGUUCUUAGAGACCACCGCUUAUUCAGAAGCCUCAAGCAUUGGCUCAAAGCAGGUGAUCCCGACCCAUUCUACGACCCACUGAACGACUAUGUGAUCUUGCCAACUGCUUUCGAGGUCGAAAGCCAUGUGGACAAGGGUCUGCAAGUAGCUGCUCUAAAAGAGGAAUGGGAGAUCAUCUCCAACGACCAAAAUAAACCAGAUGAGUUGUGUAAUGGGAAGCCAUUGGUGAGUUCCAUAAUGCUAUCUCGAGUUGUCGGGGACUGUCCAUCCUCGAGGGCUGAGGCUUGCGCAACCGUUAUCGUUCAUCCCCAGAAAGAGGGUAAGCAGCACGUUGAGCUGAAUGCUCUUAGCGUAUCAGUCGAUGCAUGAAAUUAUUUCUCAUGCAACGAUACGUUGUUUCAAACUAAACUCGACUGCAAUCAGCCCCAUGAGCGUGCACAAUUGAUGAACAAUCUGUACAGUCAUUUGUACUUAAUUUAUGUGGUGAAAAUGUAUAUUUAAAAAUUUGGACACCCCUUUUUUAUUUUUUUAUUUCUUAUGUAUAUAUAUA